Molecule: messenger RNA, 3769 nt
Organism: Cuscuta epithymum
Lineage: Eukaryota; Viridiplantae; Streptophyta; Magnoliopsida; Solanales; Convolvulaceae
Source: the annotation of a GenBank genome assembly
GGGAGUGUAAAUUUUGACCGAGUUUUUUUGAAGUUAUCCGGGUUGACCUAAUGGGUCCGCUGACUCCUGACCCGGUCGUCCCCGAGGUAGGUUCCCCCGUCCUGUUCUUCUGACAGUCUCAGACCCAAACCCAAUUUCGCAAUCUCCUUUCACCUCACCGUCGGACACCCUUCCCAUUCGUGUCGCAGAUUCGUAGCCUCUUCUCUUCUCAGAUUCAAAACCUACAUGGGCGGCCGUAUUCGCUUCUUUAAUAUCUAAAAGGUUUUAAUGGAGAAAUAAUGUGAGUUUGCUGGUGCUGAAACUCUGUUGAGAACAUUGGUAUUUGGUCGAGAAGUUUAUUGCUGAAAGUUAAUUGAAUACUGAUUAGAAUGGUGUGGCUGAGAGCUGGCUCAAGCCUGGCAAAGUUUGCUGUUAGGAGAGCUUUAUCCCAAAGCUGUUCACUUAUACCUGAGACUCGUGUCCUUUCACAGCAUAAUAGAUACUUUCAUUCAUCUUCUCUCAGGCCAAAGGCCCAACCUGCUACUGUGCCUAGACCCGUACCUCUCUCCAAGUUGACUGAUAACUUCUUAGAUGGGACAAGCAGUGUGUAUCUUGAGGAGCUUCAGCGGGCUUGGGAGCAAGAUCCAAACAGUGUGGAUGAGUCAUGGGAUAACUUCUUCAGGAAUUUUGUUGGUCAGGCCACCACAUCCCCUGGGAUUUCGGGCCAGACCAUUCAAGAGAGCAUGAAUCUAUUAUUGCUCGUACGAGCUUAUCAGGUCAAUGGUCACAUGAAAGCUAAACUGGACCCAUUGAGCCUAGAGGUGAGGCAAAUUCCAGACGACUUGGAUCCUGCUUCGUAUGGGUUCACUGAAGCUGAUCUUGACCGUGAAUUCUUUCUUGGUGUUUGGAGCAUGUCUGGCUUCUUGUCUGAAAACCGCCCCGUGCAAACCUUGAGAGCUAUAUUGACACGGCUUGAACAAUCUUAUUGUGGAAGCAUUGGUUAUGAGUACAUGCACAUUCCUGAUCGUGAGAAAUGCAAUUGGCUGAGGGACAAGAUUGAGACUCAAACAACAGUGGAAUACAAUCGUGAGCGACGGGAGGUCAUGCUUGAUAGGCUGAUGUGGAGUACUUUGUUCGAGAACUUCUUGGCUACGAAGUGGACAGCUGCAAAGAGGUUUGGCCUGGAAGGGUGUGAAACGCUGAUUCCUGGAAUGAAGGAGAUGUUUGACAGGGCAGCAGAUUUAGGUGUAGAAAGCAUUGUCAUUGGGAUGUCACAUAGAGGAAGGUUAAACGUUUUAGGUAACGUCGUCAGAAAGCCCCUUCGACACAUAUUUAAUGAGUUCAGUGGUGGUACAAAGCCUGUUGAUGAAGCUGGUUAUGUGGGAACUGGUGAUGUGAAGUAUCACUUGGGUACUUCUUAUGACCGUCCAACCAGAGGUGGAAAGAGAAUUCACCUAUCAUUGGUUGCUAACCCAAGCCACUUGGAAGCUGUGGACCCGGUUGUGGUUGGGAAGACUAGAGCAAAGCAAUACUAUAGUAACGAUGUUGAUAGGACAAAGAACUUGGGCAUUUUGGUUCAUGGUGAUGGCAGCUUUGCAGGGCAAGGUGUUGUCUAUGAGACGUUGCAUCUCAGUGCUCUGCCAAACUACACAACGGGUGGGACCAUACACAUUGUUGUCAAUAACCAAGUGGCCUUCACUACUGAUCCGAUGUCAGGCAGAUCGUCCCAAUACUGCACUGAUGUUGCCAAAGCCUUGAGUGCCCCAAUUUUUCACGUCAAUGGUGACGACGUUGAGGCUGUAGCUCAUGUUUGUGAACUUGCUGCAGAGUGGCGUCAAACGUUUCAUUCAGAUGUUGUCGUUGAUAUCGUCUGCUAUCGGCGAUUCGGACAUAAUGAAAUUGAUGAACCAUUUUUUACCCAACCAAAAAUGUACAAGGUUAUUCGAAGCCAUCCUUCGGCUUUAGAGAUCUACCAAGAAAAACUUCUAGGGUCUGGCACAGUGAGCAAGGAGGGUAUUGAGAAGAUACAGAACAAGAUUAAUUCAAUCCUUAAUGAGGAAUUUGUUGCUAGUAAAGAUUAUGUCACUCAAAAGAGAGACUGGCUUUCAGCAUUUUGGUCUGGUUUCAAGUCUCCUGAACAGCUUUCACGUAUGCGAAAUACAGGUGUAAAACCAGAGAUCCUGAAAAAUGUUGGAAAAGCAAUCACCACCCUUCCAGAGAAUUUUAAGCCACAUAGAGCAGUGAAAAGGAUUUUUGAUGACCGCAAGAAGAUGAUUGAAACAGGAGAAGGGGUUGACUGGGCAUUAGGAGAAGCACUUGCUUUUGCUACGCUACUUGUGGAAGGCAAUCAUGUAAGGCUGAGUGGUCAGGAUGUUGAAAGAGGUACUUUUAGCCACAGACAUUCUGUUCUCCAUGAUCAAGAGACAGGUGAGAAGUACUGCCCUCUGGAUCAUGUCAUGAUGAACCAAAAUGAAGAAAUGUUUACAGUAAGCAACAGCUCUCUUUCAGAGUUUGGUGUCCUGGGAUUCGAAUUGGGGUAUUCUAUGGAAAAUCCGAAUUCAUUGGUGCUCUGGGAAGCCCAAUUUGGUGAUUUUUCCAAUGGAGCUCAAGUUAUGUUUGACCAAUUUUUGAGCAGUGGAGAGGCCAAGUGGCUCCGCCAGACAGGGUUAGUUGUGCUUUUACCCCAUGGUUAUGAUGGCCAAGGCCCCGAGCAUUCCAGUGCACGCAUGGAACGUUUUCUUCAGAUGAGUGAUGAUAAUCCAUACAUUAUCCCUGAGAUGGAACCAACUCUACGAAAGCAGAUUCAGGAGUGCAAUUGGCAAGUUGUCAAUGUUACUACUCCUGCCAACUAUUUCCAUGUACUGAGACGACAAAUUCACAGGGAAUUCCGUAAACCACUUAUCGUGAUGUCUCCAAAGAACUUGCUUCGUCACAAGGAAUGCAAGUCAAAUCUAUCAGAGUUUGAUGAUGUUCAAGGGCACCCUGGUUUUGACAAACAAGGCACCCGGUUUAAGCGCCUUAUAAAAGACCAGAAUGACCAUUCAGAUCUGGAAGAGGGUAUUCGGCGUCUCAUUCUUUGCUCAGGAAAGGUGUAUUACGAGCUUGAUGAGGAGAGAAGGAAGGCUGGUGGAAAAGACGUUGCUAUUUGUAGGGUUGAACAACUUUGUCCUUUCCCAUAUGACCUGGUCCAACGCGAAUUGAAGCGAUAUCCAAAUGCAGAGAUUGUAUGGUGCCAGGAAGAGCCUAUGAACAUGGGGGCAUAUCAUUACAUCACACCCCGCCUUUAUACAGCAAUGAGAGCCCUUGGGAGAGGUAAUAUGGAAGACAUCAAUUAUGUCGGCCGUGCUCCCUCGGCCGCCACGGCCACUGGUUUCUAUCAGGUUCAUGUUAAAGAGCAGACUGAGAUAGUGCAGAAAGCCUUGCAGUCAGAUCCAAUUAAGUAAUCCAUUCUGAUGGUGUGAUUGGCUAUUCUCUUAUUCAAAUAAUUCUUUUGUCUACAAACGCGGUCAUGAGUUUCUCUUGUUCUUCGCAUGUAAUACAACAAAAGAGAUGUUUUUUUGUAUAUCGACUAUCCUCAAUGCACACACUAAAAUAAUGGUUGAUUCUUUUUCACCAUGCACGUUCAUGGUCUUAGUUUACUGUAAAAUUUGUAGAAGCGCUCCUAGAUUUGUUUUGUCUAUGGGUUUGAAAAAUGUUUGGUUACAUUGGAAAGAAUUACAUUGCGCAACAGUUGUGUAUCCAUGUAUGUUUUCACUGAAAUUAUUGUCCAAUGAAAUGGUCUGUUCAAAUA